This is a messenger RNA of Trypanosoma brucei brucei TREU927, 909 nucleotides long. Its product is annotated as CAAX prenyl protease 2, putative. The record is from RefSeq and is a predicted model, not a curated record. Gene Ontology annotation, molecular function: metalloendopeptidase activity. Gene Ontology annotation, cellular component: endoplasmic reticulum membrane. Bases 1 to 909 code for a protein of 302 amino acids. Gene Ontology annotation, biological process: CAAX-box protein processing. Lineage: Eukaryota; Euglenozoa; Kinetoplastea; Trypanosomatida; Trypanosomatidae. The transcript has a single exon.
AUGAGUGAUGUCGGCAUCUGCACUCUUCUUUGUGGUGGGUUUGUUGGGACCAUCUUUUUAUGGCGGAAGGAGCGGACUUUUGCCCUUCUCUGCAUGAAAGAUAUCGAAAAGGCAUGGGAGUGCGGGCCGGAACAUUUGGACCGAAAUGAUCCCUCAACAUUUCGAAGGCGACUUAUUUCUUUUGUUGGAUCCACUGCUGUUAGUUGGCUGGUGUUGGAGUAUCUUCUCUUCAAGGAAGCACGCGAUAAAACAUCUGUUGGUCCCAGUGCUGUAAUCCACUUUCUGUUUUGUCAAGAGGGCAAUGUGUUGCGAGCCCUUCACGUUACUGUAUCCACCGCCUUGGCCACGCUCGCGCUCUUCAGUGGAGCCCUGUUAGAGAAGGGAAUCGCUCUAUUUCAACAGGACGCGGAUGAAAUUUUUCUUCGAGACAAUGUGAUUUGUCCAACAGGUGAAGAAAUUUUUUUCCGCGCACUGCUUCUUCAAAUAUUACUUCAGCGACGGUCCGUGACGUCAUCUAUAGUCAUAUCGUCAGUACUGUUUGCUAUAUCACACACGCACCAUAUCUUUCCCUCUGUGGCUUGGGAAUAUCGUUAUAUAAUGGGAAAUAAUGAGCUUCAACCCGGGAAACAACUAGUGUGCUGGAGACGUGCAGCAAAAAAACUUCCUGGUUUGUACCUCUGCACAUUUGCCUGUGGUUUGCUCACCGGGUAUUGCUAUGUUGUUGUUGGAAAGAGGAACUUACCUUCCACUAUAGUCACUCAUGCACUCUGCAACUUUAUUGGGCCUCCAACUUUUGACUUUCUCCAAGAGAAAACAUGGCUUAAACGUUUGGUGUACGGCGGUGCCUAUUGCGGGGGUAUCGCCGGUUGGUACAUCAUUACUUCAACAGUUGCUAGAAGGUCAACAUAA